AGUUUCCCGCCCCCGCUUAAUCUUUCGUCUGUCUCAACCCUUCAUAAUAGCUUAGUCUCCUCCCGUCAGCAUUUAUGUUUCUCCGUAAUCCUUUGCAUGUGUGCGCUUGUGUCCUCCACUGCCUUACUGACUCGCUUGUUAGCUGGAUAUUCUGUUCACGUGUGGUUGGAGCUUCUGUAGGCAAGGUUAUGGCUCGUACUAAGCAGACCGCGAGGAAGUCUACCGGAGGCAAGGCGCCUCGGAAGCAAUUGGCCACCAAGGCUGCUCGUAAAUCAGCGCCUGCUACCGGCGGAGUGAAGAAGCCUCACCGCUACAGGCCCGGAACUGUUGCCCUUCGUGAGAUAAGGAAGUACCAGAAGUCCACUGAGUUGUUGAUUCGCAAGCUGCCAUUCCAGAGGUUGGUGCGUGAGAUUGCGCAGGACUUCAAGACGGACCUGCGAUUCCAGAGUUCCGCUGUAUUGGCGUUGCAGGAGGCUUCGGAGGCCUAUUUGGUUGGACUGUUCGAGGAUACUAAUUUGUGCGCGAUUCAUGCCAAACGCGUGACGAUCAUGCCCAAGGAUAUCCAGCUCGCACGCCGCAUCCGAGGGGAGAGGGCGUAAGCGCGGGUUUUAAAUUCCUUUCAACUACGGUGUUUCACAACACCACCAUCCUGAAUUGAUUAUUAUCACUCAUUUGCUAUCCCUGUCCUGUUCAGUGUGGAACUGAGUUACCUUCUAACCUUGUCAGAAUUUUACAGAUCUGAACCCGGACAUCAUCGAUUAUCGUCUUCCAUGGAGUUGCAGGCGGAUUACGUUUCCGAGUGCACCAGGUUGUAGCCGAAGUGAUAUACACUGAAUGCGCAUGCCUUGUGUUCUGCGUUGUGAAUUGAAGUCACCUAGUGACUAGGGUGUCGGUGCAGUCUCCAUAAAUUGUCUCCGUCUCCUCUACUUCGCAUCGGGUAUUUCUUCUACCCGAUGUAUACCCUACUGAGAUUGGUAUUAGGACUUACCAUCGAUUAUCUUAGCAUUUGCGAAUCAUCUACAGUCAGUUGGAUGGACAAAGCCUCAUGUUCUGCCCACGAUUUUCUACGACCCCUUCUAGUGAUUCCUUGUACAAGUGAUAUCGCAAUGCAUACUGUACGCCCGCCUACUGAGUGUUCAUGUCAUGGACGAUUUUUUAGUGGGAAAUGCCUUGUAUUGGUAAACUAUCCCUUUUCGUUGAGAAUUGGAUGGCGAGCAUUUUUUCUAUUCGUUCGUCUCUAUUGAACUCGUUUGGAAGUCUACUACAAUGGGCGGUCAUAUUUUGGCCUCCGACUGGAGGAUUCGACAUAGGUACAGAUCUUGUCAGUAUUUCGCGGCUUCAGCCCAAAGCAUGUCUGUCAAUGUAUACAGCGUGGUGAGAAUUGGCAAUGCGGUUUCAGCACACUCUUCUCUAAGUGUGAAGCUCAGGAAGAGGUGCAGAAAGCCGGGUGAGAACUGCGGGGGCGAAUCUUACCGCGGGGCUGGAAAACAGGGACUACCGAGGGUGAUCGACGCACAGGACGCAAACAAAACCGAGUCCACGGCGUUCGACGUGUGGACUCGAUUCAACCUGGCUAAAGGAUCACAAAGAGAUACCGGUUCUUCUCGAAUACUUGCUCCCCUAAUAGUCUAGAUGGCUGGGAUAAGCGGCUAGGGGUCUGACUGGAGGGCUCCGUGAAAUUCGGAGCCGCAUAGCCUCAGAUCUGAAAAUUUAGGAAUGAUGUUUAGAGCCCAAUCAGAGUUCUUAGGGGGUUUAAAGUAUGUGUUAGUAUUAGUGUUGCUAAAUGAGUCCUUAGCAGAAUAUUUUGUAUCAACAAGAGCCGAUUUAAUGAAAAUGGAGACUAACUUGAUUGGUCAGUCUACAGCACUUCUCCUGGA
Physcomitrium patens is the source of this 1877-nucleotide messenger RNA. RefSeq lists its product as uncharacterized. The record is from RefSeq and is a predicted model, not a curated record. Gene Ontology annotation, molecular function: protein heterodimerization activity; DNA binding; structural constituent of chromatin. Lineage: Eukaryota; Viridiplantae; Streptophyta; Bryopsida; Funariales; Funariaceae. Gene Ontology annotation, cellular component: nucleosome.